CAUAUCUUUUUAGUUAACAUGUUAGUUUAUGCUUCCUGAGAUUCUGUUGCUCUUCGUUUUCCUUGCAUUGUGGACUUGAGUGGAUAACCCAAAUAAAGAUCUGUUUGUGUCCCUGCUGGUUAGCAAGUGGAGAAGAGUCUGACGAAGCAGCAGAGCAACAUUUUUGAGUCAUUUAGGCUCAGUUUAGCCACCACAGAGGAAACGAUGACUUCAACAGAAAAGGAUCGAAAUGGGCAAAGAUGUCAGCCCUCUCAGGAGGCUGACAAACCCCACGGGGGAAGAAAAUACAGCUGCAAUGAGUGUGGGAGAGCUUUUACUCGAAAGGAGUCCCUAAGAAAACACACAGACUUCCACACUGCAGAGAUUCUGUUCAUCUGUGACUUGUGUGGAAAAUGUUUUACUUGCUUUGGUAAAUUGCAAAGACACCAACUAAUCCACAGGGGAUAUAAACAGUUUAGAUGUGACUUGUGUGGGAAGUCCUUUACUCAGCAAAGUGCCCUAAAAAAGCAUAAAGUCUCUCACAGUGAUAUUACAGCAUACCGUUGUGAUCAUUGUGGGAAGCGUUUUACUCAGAAAGAAGGCCUGGAAAACCACAAGUUCAUCCACAGUGGAGUUAAACCAUACAGAUGUGAUCAGUGUGGUAAAGAUUUUACUCAAAGUGGUAGCUUACGGAGGCAUAGAGUUACCCACUCUGGAAUUAAGGCAUACAGCUGUGACAUUUGUGGGAAAACUUUCAACCAUUUAGGGAACAGAAAUAGACACAAACGCAUUCACACGGGACAUGAUGUUUACAGCUGUGAUCAGUGUGACAAGCAGUUUACAGAAAAAAGAUACUUACAACAACACAUGUUUACCCACACUGAGGAGAGACCGUAUAAAUGUGAACUGUGUGAGAAGACUUUUAAACUUUCAUCGUCCCUUAAAAUGCACCAUCAGAUCCACACCAGAAAGAAACUCCACAAGUGCAGUUACUGUGAGAAGCAGAACAACCCAGAAGGAUCCAGUUUUGAACACUGCUAUCGUUGUGGUGGUGGGAAACCAUUUCGUUGUGACAUUUGUAAAAAACCUUUCAGCCAGGAAAGGACCUUAAAAUUACAUCAACGUAGACACACUGGACACAAAAUGAACUACUGCAAAGAAUGUGGGAGAGGCUUCCCCACUCCAAGUAAAUUACGACGACAUGAACUUAUACACAGUGGCAUUAAAAAGUACCUCUGUGGCCAGUGUGGGUCAUCAUUCGCCACUGCAGGUAACCUUAACAUGCAUAGACAAAUCCACAUGGGAGAGAAACCAUAUAAGUGCAGUCACUGUGAGGAAAGCUUCUCACAUUCAAGUACUCGUAACUUUCAUGAAAGAACACAUAAAACUACACCUGUGACUAGUGUAACAGGAGUUUGAUCUUAAAAGUAUUUUAAAGUGUAAAUAAUUUGUUUUAUCUUUGAGGAAUUAAAUGUGGUAUAACCUCCACACACUGUCCUGCUUACCAUUAAAGUUGAAUAUUGGUAAGUGUGGCUGUGUGGUGCUUAUACUAUUUUUCUCCACAAAGAGAAG
Messenger RNA from Maylandia zebra (zebra mbuna), 1551 nucleotides. The record is from RefSeq and is a predicted model, not a curated record. Lineage: Eukaryota; Metazoa; Chordata; Actinopteri; Cichliformes; Cichlidae.